Messenger RNA from Podarcis muralis (Common wall lizard), 458 nucleotides. NCBI's taxonomy places the organism in Eukaryota, Metazoa, Chordata, Lepidosauria, Squamata, Lacertidae. The record is from RefSeq and is a predicted model, not a curated record.
AGAGGCAGCGCUUCCGGGUCAAGGCUUGACCUUGUCCGCCCGUGCCCUCCCGGCCGCGCUCAAGAUGGCGGAGGCGCCCUACAAGCCGGCGCCCCUCUUCCCGCGCCCGCCCCAGCUCGACCCGGCCCAGUACGACGCCUCGCCCCAGCAGCGCGCCGCCGAGGCCGAGCGCGUCGCCAUCCGCUCCCGCCUCAAGCGCCACUACCUGCUGGAGCUCAACGACCCCCGGAGGACCAGCAUCGUGAGUGGGGCCAGUCGGGGGGCCAGGGCAGCGCGGCCCAAACUGCGGUCGGACUACAACUCCCAUCACUCCUUGGCCCUGGUCCUGGCAGCGAGGGAUGAUGGGAGUUGUAGUCCGACCGCAGCUGGAGAGAGACCCCCAGGUUUGGGGAAGAAGGCUGCUUUAGGGCCUUGGGGACCCCUAAGCUCAGUUUAAAAUGAAGGCAAGAGAAGGAAAC